AUGGAUCCUCCGCACAAAUCUCCUCCACCAAUGCAGCCAUCAGCCAACUCUCCUGCACUGCCGUUGCAACCACCGCAACAAGCCCCUCAGCCGCAGCCGCAAGAAUCAGAACCCAAGUCAUUUGAUGAAAUAGAAGAUUCUCAAGCACAGUCAUGGUUUCAAGAUAUAUUUCCUGGUAAAGAUUUUCCACCAUGUCUUCAACCGCAGCAAGAAAAUUAUCAAGAUUCUUCCAAACUUCCACAACUCGAAGAAGGUCGUAAGGGAAAACCUCGACCAUGGCAUGAGUCACCAGAACGAUUAAUAUUUCUUCAAUUAUAUCCUAAUUUUGCUUAUGUUCUGGCGCCACUGGAUUCACCACCACAUUCACCGUCGAAGCAAGAAAACAUUAUUUCACCACCAUGUCAACAACCACCACCGCAGCUGGAAAAUGUUCUUGCACCACCAUCUCUUCCUCAUCAUUCUACAUCAGAACCUUCACCCGUCUCAUCAGGCUCUCCACCGGAUUUAUUAGAAUCAACCGCAACAAAUAAUCCUUCUAUUCCUCCGUCACCAUAA
Messenger RNA from Medicago truncatula (barrel medic), 555 nucleotides. Its product is annotated as early nodulin-75. The record is from RefSeq and is a predicted model, not a curated record. The transcript has a single exon. Lineage: Eukaryota; Viridiplantae; Streptophyta; Magnoliopsida; Fabales; Fabaceae. Bases 1 to 555 code for a protein of 184 amino acids.